AUGGCUCGCGGCGCAGACGACGAUGAAGACGAGUUCGUCGGCUCUGCAUCAGAUUCCGAGCCGGAUUUCAGCCUCGGCAACAGUCGCGCGCAACGCUCUGGCUUAGAUACCCGGGGCAGGAGAGAAACUUCCAGUCGGACAAAUGGAAUCGAACACGCAAGCGCGGAUGCCGGCCCAUCAUCGGCUAAUCGAUCAAAGCAACGAAAGGGAAAUAAAGGCAAGCAAGGAUACGCUUGGGAAGCCAGCUUCAAGCGCAGCUGGGAUGCGGUCAGGGAGGAUGAGUCGGGCGGCAUCGAAGCUGCAGUGAGAGGCCUCCUGGAAUGGAAGAGGCGCAAAGCCAGACCGCUUGCUCAAGCUGUGCAGAGAGGAAUCAUCAGACAUUUGGUGUUGGUCAUCGAUCUGAGUGAGAGCAUGUCGGAGCGCGAUCUCAGACCCAGCAGGCACGCUUUGUGCCUGCAGUACGCCAAGGAAUUUGUGGCGGAGUACUUCGACCAGAAUCCGAUUGGCCAAUUAGGCAUCGUGGUGACGAGGGAUGGGAUAGCUGAGCGCAUAGGUCCACUGGGCGGAAAUGCGGUGGAGCACACCCUUGCUUUGUCGAAUGCUCGACGGCUGGAGCCAAAAGGCGAGCCCAGCUUGCAGAACGCUCUAGAAAUGGCACGCAGCAACCUGUCCCAUCUGCCAUCCUCCUCCUCGCGAGAAAUUGUGGUCUUGUUUGGCAGUUUGACCACGUGCGACCCUUCAAACAUCCACACAACUAUUGCUACGCUAGCGACCGAGCAGAUACGCGUGUCCAUGGUAUGCCUGGCUGCAGAAGUCAAGGUGUGCAAGACGGUGUGUCUGCGAACAGGAGGCUCCUUUGCAGUGGCCCUGAACGAAGGGCAUUUGCACGAUGCGCUCUUCGAGUUGGUACCCCCUCCCGAGCUUACCAAGGCGAACAAGACGAAGAAAGAAGGAGAUCAGGCGAUGGAGUCGGAAGAGGACGAUCAAUCCACGGCAGACUUGCUCGCUAUGGCUUUUCCACUUCGGUUGCCCGAGUCUUCGAAACCGUCCCUUUGCGCUUGUCAUGGACGGGUAAAACAUGGAGUCAGCUUUGUAUGUCCGAGAUGCGAAGCCAAGAUAUGCGAUGUGCCUACAGACUGCCCUGUAUGCGGUAUCACUGUGGUGCUGAGCACGCACUUGGCCCGGAGUUAUCAUCACCUAUUCCCGACACCGUACUAUCGACCUGUCAGCUGGGAAGAGCUCGAACGGGAUCCAUCGGCUUCAUCUUGCUGUGAAGGAUGUGAUUCGGCGUUUCCCCACGCCGCCAAGAGGCCAGCGCAGCAGCAAUCCACGAACAGACCCGACUCUCGGAAUGCGGCAUCUGCGGUCAAUACGGCUGUGGCCGCCGCAGCGAAUAGUAAUGCCACUUUCACCUCGGGCCGGUCAAAUGGCGCCGCCGUCAACAACACGCAAAGUUCAACUGUAUCUCCGACAGGCAGGUACGCUUGCGAAGUGUGCGAAGCGCACUUUUGCAUAGAGUGCGAUAGCUACGUUCAUGAGAUAUUGCACUUGUGCCCGGGAUGCUCGUAA
Molecule: messenger RNA, 1569 nt
Organism: Ceraceosorus guamensis
Lineage: Eukaryota; Fungi; Basidiomycota; Exobasidiomycetes; Ceraceosorales; Ceraceosoraceae
Product: TFIIH basal transcription factor complex, subunit SSL1
Exons: 4
Coding region: 1-1569 (522 amino acids)
Biological process (GO): regulation of transcription by RNA polymerase II; nucleotide-excision repair; DNA-templated transcription
Cellular component (GO): transcription factor TFIIH holo complex; transcription factor TFIIH core complex
Molecular function (GO): zinc ion binding
Source: RefSeq, a predicted model, not a curated record